Molecule: messenger RNA, 3148 nt
Organism: Equus quagga
Lineage: Eukaryota; Metazoa; Chordata; Mammalia; Perissodactyla; Equidae
Product: glycine receptor subunit alpha-4
Exons: 9
Coding region: 302-1675 (457 amino acids)
Biological process (GO): nervous system process; chloride transmembrane transport; chemical synaptic transmission
Cellular component (GO): neuron projection; synapse; plasma membrane
Molecular function (GO): glycine binding; chloride channel activity; transmitter-gated monoatomic ion channel activity
Source: RefSeq, a predicted model, not a curated record
UUCGGCUCCCCAGUAAGCAAGCUGAGGCCCUCCGGUGCCCCAGGAGAGCCAGAGCAGGAGCCGGUAGGGUUAUCUGUGUCAGGAUCAUUUCCAGGGGAAUAGUUCUGGCCCCUGACUGGUAACGGCAGGGCAGAGGAGAAGAGAGCAGAAGAGGAGAGAGCGCAACUCCUAGCCCAGCCCCUGCGGGCUCCUUGUGAGCAGCCCAAGUUGGAGGAAGGCUCUAUACUUUCGGGUUCCUCGCCAGGAUAUCCCCUCUCACCUUGGCAGCCAGGCUGAGAAAGGGCUCCAGGGUCCCCGCGGAAUGAAAACUCUCGUUCCUGCAACCCUCUCCUUUCUUCUCCUCUGGACCCUGCCAAGGCAGGUCCUCCUCAGGGUGGCCUUGGCAAAAGAGGAAGUCAAAUCUGGGACCAAGGGGUCCCAGCCCAUGUCCCCCUCUGAUUUCCUGGACAAGCUUAUGGGGCGAACAUCCGGAUAUGAUGCCAGGAUUCGACCCAAUUUUAAAGGCCCACCCGUGAACGUGACCUGCAACAUCUUCAUCAACAGUUUUGGCUCUGUCACUGAGACUACCAUGGACUAUCGAGUGAAUGUCUUCUUGCGGCAGCAGUGGAAUGACCCACGCCUGGCCUACCGAGAGUAUCCUGAUGAUUCACUGGACCUCGAUCCCUCCAUGCUGGACUCUAUCUGGAAGCCAGACCUGUUUUUUGCCAAUGAGAAAGGGGCCAACUUCCAUGAGGUGACCACAGACAACAAGUUACUGCGCAUCUUCAAGAAUGGGAAUGUGCUCUACAGCAUCAGGCUGACCCUCAUUUUGUCCUGCCCAAUGGACCUCAAGAACUUCCCCAUGGACAUCCAGACCUGCACGAUGCAGCUGGAGAGCUUUGGCUACACCAUGAAUGACCUUGUGUUUGAGUGGCUGGAAGAUGCUCCGGCUGUCCAAGUGGCUGAGGGGCUGACUCUGCCCCAGUUUAUCUUGCGGGAUGAGAAGGACCUAGGCUACUGUACCAAGCACUACAACACAGGGAAAUUCACCUGCAUCGAGGUAAAGUUUCACCUGGAACGGCAGAUGGGCUACUAUCUGAUUCAGAUGUACAUCCCCAGCCUACUCAUCGUCAUCUUGUCCUGGGUCUCCUUCUGGAUCAACAUGGAUGCUGCCCCUGCCCGUGUGGGCCUAGGCAUCACCACCGUGCUCACCAUGACAACUCAGAGCUCUGGCUCCCGGGCCUCUUUGCCUAAGGUGUCCUACGUGAAGGCAAUCGACAUCUGGAUGGCUGUGUGCCUGCUCUUUGUAUUCGCUGCCCUGCUGGAGUACGCUGCUGUCAAUUUUGUCUCCCGUCAGCAUAAGGAAUUCAUGCGACUUCGAAGAAGGCAGAGGCGCCAACACAUGGAGGAAGAUAUCAUUCGAGAAAGUCGCUUCUAUUUCCGUGGCUAUGGCCUGGGCCACUGCCUGCAGGCAAGGGAUGGAGGUCCAAUGGAAGGGCCUGGCAUUUAUAGCCCCCAACCUCCAGCCCCUCUUCUGAAGGAGGCAGAAACCAUGCGGAAACUCUAUGUGGACCAAGCCAAGAGGAUUGACACCAUCUCCCGUGCUGUCUUCCCUUUCACUUUCCUCAUCUUCAACAUCUUCUACUGGGUUGUCUAUAAAGUGCUACGGUCAGAAGAUAUCCACCAGGCACUGUGAAUAGAGUGGAGGCCAGAGAGUCCAGCUGUUGGCUUCCUUCCUCCUAGGUGGGCUUUCCCCCUCUGUUAGAUUCUAUCAGGGGGUUGGACAGUUCCUUCCUGAUCUCCCACUCAGAAUUUCAACGGCCAAUCCUGAAGCUAUGGGGGUCUACACUGCAUGGUGCCAAUAGUAGCUGGACUUAGAAAGAUGGCUUAUCUACCCUAAUCCAGAUUUUCUCCGUGCUAUCCCAUUUCUCUUGAGAGUAAGUUUUGGCCGUGUUCCUGGGGCCGGGAUGACCUUCUUCCCUUGCUGGAACCUCUCUGUUUUCCAGUUUUCUAGAGGAGAAGAGUCAUACCGCUGCUACUAGAUUCUGGUGUUUGUCAUAUUAAUCUGCACCACUCUUCACCCUGCCACCUCCACCUAGAGCCUGGCCUGUACUGUGCCCUCUGUCCCUCCUACCAUAGGCUCAAAUAGGGAGUCUUUGCUGCCCACAAGUGCUGCCCUGGGUGACCCAGUCAGGUUUCCUUGUCUAUGGGAGGAAGGCAAGGUGACAGGUUCCGUACCUUUCAGCAAGGUUGGAACAGUCAUGAGCUGCGCUGGGAUAGGGCAUUGCUAUACGACCCAAAAGAGAUCUUCAAGUCUCCUAGGAUGCUCAAUACUGUCAGAACAGGGUCAGGAAUCUUGGACUCUCGGAAAGCCCACCCUUCCAGAUCCACCUGAAUUUCCUGGUCUCAGAAAUAUUUGUUUUAUUCUCUAACCAGCUAGUAUGGCGGUAGGGUGUGUUUGGCUGCUAGGGAGUAUAAAAAGAGAAAAAUGCUUACUUUUUAAGAAACUUACUCAGUGAUGCUAGGAAACUUUCAAGAAAAAUGAGACCCAAGGUAGUAGGACCUAGGAGGAAUAGGAUACAGAAACUAUCCUCAGAGAGAUUUUUGUUGGCUGGACAUUCAUUUGUUUCUUCUUUUUCUCAAAGUCGCUUUAUUUCCCAGAACCCUUCAUUUCCAACUUGUUCAUUCACCUCCUUUUAGUGGGCUAAUAAUAGUGUCAUGCAACCUUUCCCGGGAUAAAGUGGGCUUCAAAGUUCCUGGGGAGGAACUAGGCAUAUAGAGGACUCCUAUCCUUGACAAACAUUGACUUGGCCGACCUUAGGGUAGUAGUUGUAGAAGGUAGAGAGCCAUGAAUUGGAGUCCUUUCUUAACCCUUCUUUUGCUUCCCUUCUCCUUCCACAGUGAGGAUGGGGAGCAGGCAGUGGAAGCUGCCAGAAAUAUCAGGAUAGAGAGGGUGUGGGAGAACCCAUUCAGGCCUGACAUACGACUGGGACGUGGGGAAGCAUGGGUCUGGUACACUGAGUCCUUUGAAGUGACCCAACUGUGAGGAAUUGAAAAAGGGUGGGGCUAACAGCUGGAAGACAGAGGUGAUCAAAUGAUUUCUUAAACAUCUUGUCCUUUUCUCUGGACCUACAAUAAUUAACUAUGUGAGUCCAAUCUCUCUCUCUCU